Molecule: messenger RNA, 953 nt
Organism: Anoplophora glabripennis (Asian longhorned beetle)
Lineage: Eukaryota; Metazoa; Arthropoda; Insecta; Coleoptera; Cerambycidae
Product: peroxisomal membrane protein 11C
Exons: 5
Coding region: 246-941 (231 amino acids)
Biological process (GO): peroxisome fission
Cellular component (GO): peroxisomal membrane
Source: RefSeq, a predicted model, not a curated record
UCUUUCACAUAACAAAAGUGUUAUGUGAGUUCUUUCGUUCUUUCUCUUGUUGCUUGUUGACAUUUGUGAUUUGUGAUUACUGAUUUCCUUAUUGUAGCAAUUAAUUAACCUUAACCUCAGAAAUGUGAAAGUAGAAUUUUAAAUAACAAUUUUUGCUUCCAAUGCCAUUUACUUUUACUAGGCGUUAUCAGAUAUGAGUGGAUUAUUGUCUGGGUACUUGUUACCUUCUUUUGUCCAGAUUAGACAUGUCGCUCCUGAAAACGAUAUUGAACGAGAUAUGUUUAUUGUUAGAAACUUAUAAAGGCAGGGAUAAAAUUUUAAGAACACUAUGUUACACAACAAAGUUGAUCGGAGGUCUACAUAAAAAUGAGGAGGUUGCCAAAAAAUUUUUAUUCUUUAGUUCUCAUAUGUCGUCAACUAGAGCAACAUUACGACUACUUGAUGAUCUACCGAUGUUGAAAUACAAUCUGGAAUACGGAUUGGGACAUGAGGAACCAGAUAAAUACUUAGCACAACUUGGCGUUGUCACAAAUCUUAUUGACCAGAUUUAUUAUCCAAUUGAAAAAAUGUCAUUUAUAGCAGAACAUAAGCUGGUAUCAGGAAUUGAUAAUAACAAAUGGGAUACUGCUAGUUCUGUGUGCUGGGUACUAUCAAUUUAUUUAACUCUUAUGAAGACGAUGAGGUACAUUUCAGUAUUGCAGAAACAUAAGAAAUGUGUUCAAGCAGAUAAAAGUGUACCAAUAGAACAGAUCGUUCUUAUGCAAAAAUAUGAAGUUCUAACUUCAGUAAGGUUACUGAUGGAUUUAGUUCAUGCUGUAAAUACACUUCCUCCAGGGUUUUUAUGGUCUUCCAAGUUACAAACAUGGCAUGUUGGGCUGAUAGCAUCUUUAUCGUCAAUAUUGGGGAUAUAUCAAAUUUAUUAUAAACGGUCAAUAAAAUAGUACAUAUUUUUA